This is a messenger RNA of Apaloderma vittatum (bar-tailed trogon), 759 nucleotides long. It is a transcript of the gene CD74, whose product is annotated as CD74 molecule, major histocompatibility complex, class II invariant chain. Gene Ontology annotation, biological process: immune response; positive regulation of kinase activity; negative regulation of DNA damage response, signal transduction by p53 class mediator. The record is from RefSeq and is a predicted model, not a curated record. Gene Ontology annotation, molecular function: macrophage migration inhibitory factor binding; cytokine receptor activity; MHC class II protein binding. The transcript is spliced from 8 exons. Lineage: Eukaryota; Metazoa; Chordata; Aves; Trogoniformes; Trogonidae. The annotation marks the transcript as partial. Gene Ontology annotation, cellular component: membrane; cell surface; cytoplasm.
CCCGUGUCCUGCAGGUCUGCGUUUGGCCGCAAAGCCGCCCUCUCCACGCUCUCCAUCCUGGUGGCCCUGCUGAUCGUCGGCCAGGCUGUCACCAUCUACUUCGUCUACCAGCAGAGCGGGCAGAUCAACAAGCUGGCCAAGACCUCCCAGACCCUGCAGCUGGAGGCCCUGCAGAGAAAGCGUCUGGCCAUGAAGGUCCUGCCUCUCGCCUCCUCUGCAGACCUCAUGGACAUGGCCCCCCCCAGCAACAAAACAGAGGACCAAGUGAAGCACCUCCUGCUGCAAUCAGACCCCGGUAAGAUGUUCCCCGAGCUGAAGGGCAAUCUGAUGGACAACAUGAAGAGACUGAAGAACACCAUGACUGAUGCAGACUGGAAGUCCUUUGAAUCCUGGAUGCACAAGUGGCUGCUGUUUGAGUCAGCCAAGAACCUGGAGCAGGAGGCACCAAAGGUGAUCCCAGCGGCAAAAGUGCAAACUAAGUGCCAGGCAGAGGCCAAUGCUGAGGGUGUCCGGCCGGGUCGCUUCCGCCCGCAGUGUGACGAGAACGGCGACUACUCACCCAAGCAGUGCAAUGCCUCCACGGGCUACUGCUGGUGCUCCUACAAAAAUGGCACCAGGAUUGAGGGCACGGCCACGCGGGAAAAGCUGGACUGCCCUGCCACGUCCUGCCCUUCCUCUGCAGAUCCUGCCGUGGAGCUGGAGGAGAUGAGCUUCUCUGGGGUGGACAUGCCCAAGCUGAGUGCAGUGAAAGCCAAGUAG